Abrus precatorius (Indian licorice) is the source of this 1307-nucleotide messenger RNA. RefSeq names its product transcription factor DICHOTOMA-like. Gene Ontology annotation, cellular component: nucleus. Lineage: Eukaryota; Viridiplantae; Streptophyta; Magnoliopsida; Fabales; Fabaceae. The record is from RefSeq and is a predicted model, not a curated record. The transcript is spliced from 2 exons. The coding region runs from base 126 to 1244 and encodes 372 amino acids. Gene Ontology annotation, biological process: regulation of secondary shoot formation. Gene Ontology annotation, molecular function: DNA-binding transcription factor activity; sequence-specific DNA binding.
AGAUGUUUGUUGAAUAAUAAUAAACGUCGUUCUCAAACUCUCUUAAUAGUCCUUUAACCUGCACCUCCUCCAAGUGUAGUGCUAGUAACUAGUAGUAGUAGUAGUAGGGUUAUUAAUUUGGUGCAAUGCAAUCUCAAACUUCAGAUAUGUUUGUUCUCUCAAACUCAAAUACCUCCCACAAUGGCAAUUACCCAAUUUCCUAUUCUGACCAAGCAUUUUCCUGCUGCAGACCCUUUUCCAUUGACUCUGAAAGCAACCAAGCAUCAAAACAAGAAAACAACAACUGUGACCUUUCUUCUCCCCCACCCUUGUCCUUUUUCCACUUCCCUUCUCCUCCCUUUGAAGACACCGAAAUUUUCCUCCAACACCACCACGAUUUCCUUCUUCAUCAAACUCUAUCUCAUGACCCUGAGCCUCAACCCUUUAUCACCGUCGAGGGUUCUAUUAGAAGUGCUGAGCAGAUCCCACGAAGAAAACAUGGCAAGAAAGAUAGGCACAGUAAGAUUAACACGGCAAGAGGACUCAGGGAUCGGAGAAUGAGACUGUCCCUUGAAGUUGCAAAGAGGUUUUUCGGCUUGCAAGACAUGCUAGGCUUUGACAAAGCUAGCAAAACCGUGGAGUGGUUACUAAACCAAGCCAAAGUUGAAAUCAAUCAACUAGAAAGAGAGAACAACAAGAAUAAGAAGAAGAAUCAUCACACUUGUUGUAGCAGUGCUGGUGCCAAGAGUGCUGCUUCAACUUCGGAAUGUGAAGAGGGUGUCUCUAGCCUUGAUGAGGUUGUAGUGAGUGGAAAUCAAGAACCACAAGAGGUGGUGCCCAAAGUUGUGAAGAGAAAGAAGAUCAAGCAUUCUAGAAAGAGUGCAUUCCACCCACUUGCAAAGGAGUGUAGGAAAAAGGCGAGGGAGAGGGCAAGAGAGAGGACGAAAGAAAAGAUGAGAAAUCGUGGACUAGUUGAUGAUUCAAAGCAAUGUAGAGAGGACAUAAAUCAUGAUCUGACCCAAUUGGGUUCUUGGAACCCCUUUGGAACCGGUGAACAAUGUGGUACUAAGAGCCGUACUGUGAAUCCUUCCUUGGAUGUUCUGACUGAGGCUAAAAAAGGAAGCCAUCCCGCAAAGGAGCAUUUGGGGACUGUAGAUGCCAUGGCACAUGAUGAUGCUUUGGCUAGUUUGAGCAAAUGGGGGCCAUCCAUGAUUUUCAGUUCUCUAAGUAAUUCUGGAUUUCCUCAAGAAGUAAGUCUCAAUUAGUGCUGUCAGCAUCAAUUAGCAGAAUUUCGGUUCUUGGGAAAACCGUGGAAGGCAUAAAAACAA